Messenger RNA from Pelmatolapia mariae (spotted tilapia), 3016 nucleotides. It is a transcript of the gene pid1, whose product is annotated as phosphotyrosine interaction domain containing 1. The coding region runs from base 284 to 961 and encodes 225 amino acids. The transcript has 3 exons. The record is from RefSeq and is a predicted model, not a curated record. Gene Ontology annotation, biological process: regulation of reactive oxygen species metabolic process; regulation of mitochondrial membrane potential; regulation of cell population proliferation. Gene Ontology annotation, cellular component: cytoplasm. Lineage: Eukaryota; Metazoa; Chordata; Actinopteri; Cichliformes; Cichlidae.
AAGAAUCAGGCUGCAGAUUUAAAGCAUCAACUUAACCGUAUCGAUCCGCGAUUUCCCACCGCACCUGAAAGCAGCACGAAGCGCCCCAUCGUGGAUAGCAGGUACCUCCACCUGGUGGCCACUGCGUUAACUACAGCCAGGCGGAGCAACCUAUCCUUCAUUAUCGACCAGUCCAGAGAGAAGGAGGACGGAGAGGCGAGCAGUGAAGGCGAACAGAUGUGAGCCGGACUACGGGAGGAGAACAAGCUGUAGUAAGGGACGGAGAACCUCUGAUUCUGCGAACAUGUGGCAACCCGCGUCGGAGCGACUGCAGCACUUUCAGACCAUGCUGAAGACCAAGCUGAAUGUGCUGACGCUGAGAAAGGAGCCGCUGCCCACGGUGAUCUUCCACGAGCCCGAGGCCAUUGAGCUCUGCUCCACCACACCGCAUGCAAAGAGCAGGACCCACGCUGGAUACAAGGUGACCUAUCUGGGCAAGGUGACAAUCUCUGGGACGCAGUUCCUGUCUGGCUGCACAGAGUCGGCGGUGGUCGGUCUGGUGGAGCGUCGCGGCCUGGCUCAGCAGCAGGGCACUUGUCCGGCUAGCAGCUCUCUGCUGGAGAUCCGACCCUUUCAGGUGCGUCUUCACCACAUGGACGAGCGCGGAGAGGCAUCAGUAACCAUGGACACCUACCAGGUGGCGCGCAUCGCCUACUGCACAGCUGACCACAGCGUCAAACCCAACAUAUUUGCCUGGAUCUACCGGGAGAUCAACGACGACCUGUCCUUCCAGAUGGACUGCCACGCUGUGGAGUGCGAGAGCAAGCUGGAGGCCAAGAAGCUGGCGCACUCGAUGAUGGAGGCUUUCCGCAAGACUUUCCACAGCAUGCGUAGUGACGGCCGCAUCCACAAGAGCGGGUCAACGGACGACUUUGCGGAGGACUCGUCCACCCCCGAAGACUCUACCCCAGACGAUGGUUGAACUAAAACACAAUACAAUAAACACAAGAUCCCCAUCCUAACAAAGUGAUGGCUGACUGGAAGGAUGGACAGAUUACCUGCUCUCUCUCAUUCUCCCUUACUAUUUUUCUGUUAUCUAUAUGAAAUAAAAUGAACUGACCAUAUGAACCAAUGCACCCAAGACAGUGAAGUAGCUUUUAACUAUCGUAAAGGAAGUUACGAAACAAUAUUUACAUAGAGGAAUAGCAAAGAGCUGCCCCAUUUUGAGUAAAUACUCAGCAAAAAGGCACCUUUGUAGUCGUUCUCAGUAGAAUCUCUCAACGUUUCCGUUUGCAACCCCUGUCAGCGCCUAUCGUUCCUUAACCUUUAGAUCAAGGAAACAAAGAAAACAAAGUUAAGUCCAUGUGCUCCUAGCACCAGGUCAGAAUAAUCUACUGCCACUCUUGCCAUGUAGGGACUCAGCAGAAAGAUGUCUGGUCCCAACUCAGAGUUUAUAUGAGACUGUUGGAGCACAUACAUUCUUGAAAUGUUUGAUUAUGUGGAGCGUAAUGCCUUCAGCCUUGGCAACAGCAAACGAGAACGUGAAAGUAAAGCUAGGCCUUUACGCACUGCUCAUGUCUUUGAUAUUGUACCUUAGUCCGAACCCUGAAUAUUAUUCACCGAGCAUAGCUGUUGAUUCAUUUAGACGAUAGAGCUACUGCCUCUGUCUCUUAAAAAAGAUUCAGAGUGCGCGUACGGCACCUGGGAGAACAUAGGUGCUAAAUAUCUUUUAGAAGUUCUCACUGGAGUGAAAGCCCGGCCCCGUCCGAGACACCUUAAUCAUCCACAUCCGACUUCUGUUUUAAGUAUACCAAAAUUCAGGCUCUCUUUUGCCUGUCACAUUAUGUGCCUCACUUUCCUCUCACAUAAGUUUGGUCUCUUACACAGGUCCCAGUGUGUAUGCGUGGCCGCGUGUCUGCUCACAAGGUUUUAUCCUACUCUUUGUCGGUGUAAUUCCCAAUUCUGAACUUUGUGUAUAUGGGGUGUACAUGCGAGUGCUUGCAUCUGUGUGUGUGUGCGUGAAAAAGAAAAGGUAAGAGACGAGGAAGUACAAUUCGUAUUGUACGAUUAGCUGGAAGUGAAGAGAGCAUCUGCUUUUAAAAUCAGACGUGGUACUACGACCAUUUGCCAAGUUUACUCAACUCCGUCUUGUACCAAUCAAAAAGAUAAGAGCGAGUGAUUGAAUGUGCCAGUCACACUGAGGUUGUAAGACCCCCUAAAUCACAGCCAUUCGAGAUAUAACAACUUACACCUCCUGGCCUCUGCUGAAUGUAUGAGUCCGACAUACUGUGAGCACCUCACAGCAUCUCCAGUCAAGUCCAGUCUCCCGUAAUCUCCUCGUGCUCUCAGACAGCUCUAAGGGGGGGUGCUGCUCUGGCCCCGCAGGCAGUCGGCCAGUGACCAGCUGUCUCCGCUGCUCUGUGUCAUCUCUCCGAGUGACUGAGGCGCCGUUGUGGAGGAAGAAAAAAACCCCAAACUCUUUCUUCUUUUCUAACUGAACUGUCCUGAACAGACUGGAAACCAUCAGUUGGAAAUGGUCUUCAGUCAGCGACUCCAGCAGAAUAUUCAAACUUGCGUAAAGCUAUACAAAUGUUACACACAUGUUGUAUUUGAUUCUUGCCUGAUAAGCUUAUGUAAAUACAAAUGUAUCACUUCCCAAAUAUUACAGUAUAAAUGUCAAUAGCUAUUUUAAGUAAUAAAGAAAAAAUGUUGAGAACCAUCAUACAAUACAGAAACAGUAUUAUAAAGCUUACUGUGAAUAAUAAGUGGAGAGCCUGAUAGUGGUGGCUGUGUGUGUGCACGCGCGUGUGUGUGUGAGGAACAGAUUUUAUGUGUUUGGGGGAGUGCUGAGUAUGGACAAGGCCAGAGGACGAGAACAGGGGAGAGCGUUUAUAAAGCUGUAGAUUAUACUGUGCCAUGUCUGUCUGGAAACUCAGACGCGCUUUAAAUGUUUAAAAAAAUGUUACCGUAAGUGUUUUCUAUACAGUGUUUGCAAAAAUCAAAAACAAUUGCAUAUAAAGUAUUUACCAAGACCGAG